CAGAGGCGACCGGAGCGGGGCCCGGGCGGCGGCACCGGCGGCACCACAGGAGGAGGCGGCGGCGGCGACAGCGGCGACAACAGCGGCGACAGCGGCAGCCGGGGGGGGUCCCAACGACUCGGAGCCCGGCGGUCCCCCCGUUCCCCUUCGGUGCCCGGCGUCCCCGGUCGGCGGCGCUGACAGCCCGCCCGGAGCACCGGGGGCGGCCGCGGCCACCAUGUCCUCCCCCAGCCCGGGCAAGAGGCGGAUGGAUACCGACGUGGUCAAGCUUAUCGAGAGCAAACAUGAAGUCACGAUCUUAGGAGGACUCAAUGAAUUCGUCGUGAAGUUUUAUGGACCACAAGGAACACCAUAUGAAGGUGGAGUAUGGAAAGUUAGAGUCGACCUUCCUGAUAAAUACCCUUUCAAAUCCCCGUCUAUAGGAUUCAUGAAUAAAAUUUUCCAUCCCAACAUCGACGAAGCGUCGGGAACUGUAUGUCUAGAUGUAAUUAAUCAAACUUGGACAGCUCUCUAUGAUCUCACCAAUAUAUUUGAAUCGUUCCUGCCCCAGCUGCUGGCCUAUCCCAACCCUAUAGAUCCUCUAAAUGGUGACGCUGCAGCCAUGUACCUCCACCGACCAGAAGAGUACAAACAGAAAAUUAAAGAAUACAUUCAGAAAUAUGCAACAGAAGAAGCACUAAAAGAACAGGAAGAAGGCACCGGGGACAGCUCGUCCGAGAGCUCCAUGUCCGACUUCUCGGAAGACGAGGCUCAGGAUAUGGAGUUGUAGUAGAAGAGGCAACCCUGCUUUUCAGAGAGACUCUAAUUUCCUAACCAUGAGAAGCAGACUAUAAUAUUCAUAUUUAAACAAAGCAAUUUUUUUUAUUACUAAACAAGGUUUUUAUGAAUAAUAGCAUUGAUAUAUAUAUAUAUAUAUCACCCUUUAGAUCUUGAUUUUUUUUUUCUUGGUCAUUUCUCGAACCCGAGGUGCAUAGCAUAUUCCCACAUUCCAUUUUGGUAGCAAUAUGCAGCCCGAAUGCAUGCAUUCAAAAUUCCAUUUGGCCAAGUCGACUUGUGUGCUACUGAACUGUCAGCUAACAAAUAAAACCACAGCUGCCCCGGUAGGUAGGGAGUUAGCAAAAAAAAUGAGAAAAAUGAAAAAAAAAACAAAGAUGUUUGCUUUCUUAUCGCUGUUUCCAAAGACACCACCUUGGACGCCACCGUGGGGACGGCGUUUUGCUCGAGGUCUAAAAGCUUGGGGGAUGCUACUGGCCGUGUAGAUCAGACAGUGGAAGGAAAGGUGCUCCUUCAGGUCAACCUUUGGUCGUAUUUGACGUGGAGUCACAUUUAAUCAAAAUAAAAGCAGUGCAAAUGCAUGGAGCUAUUCAGAGCAUUGACGCUUCAAAGUUUUGACUUGGAUUUUAAGUCCGUUUUUCUAUGUGGACUCCUGCCUGCCCUGGCGAGCCGUAGGGACUGCCAACCACUGCUCUAUUCGCUUUGGGGACUUUGGAAAACCUUCACCUGGAUGUUAAUUCACUUUCUUGGUCUGGAUUACGAGCUGGUCCCUUUUCUGGGAGGAAAAACAAGAAGUAAACCACAAGCGAUGCUUUCUGAACAGUGCUUUGAUUUAGCUGGAGCACAUGUGAAGUCAAACUGUCAUAGUUUGGAAACUGCUGCCCUUUAAUGGCUUCAAGUUUGCUUUAUUUCUUUUUUUAAUUAUUAUUAUUUUGGGUUCUUUUCUUGCUUGAAAUAUGGUUAAACACCUGGCAAACACUCUCCAUCUCCUCAGAAGGUCCUCGGACCGGAUGGAUUUGCCUUGCUGAGAGCUUCAGAUCCACCAAGAUCGGCCCAUUGCCCGUAGUCCACGAAUCCAUCGGCACUGAUUUGAUUUGCCUUUUUCUGUUGGUUUUCCCCCCGUUCCCCCUCCUGCACCAGCUUUGUCGCCAUCUGCUUGUGUGUGUGCAACAGGAUUAACAUUUCUGAAAAGUUAACGAAGAAUAUGAUCUAGAAAAAGAAAAAAUGAAUAAAAAAAAAAAAGCCUAAAAGCACCAAUUGAGGAAGCAAGUGAAUCUGCUCUGGUUUGGUUUAUUAUUGCUUUUUUUAGUUCUUUUUUGUCCAGAAUGCUUCUGGAUUGAAACAUUUGAUUUCUCCUGGUGUCUUUCAGUGAGCUGAGAUUUGUUUGUUCGCUUUAAUAUACAAAAUCUAAUACAGUAAAUGUCUCCCCGGGAUGCCGGGAUACUUGAAUUCGGAUCAUUGUGCAUUGGAGAUUCCAACCAAGCUGGGUUUUUAAAGCUGAAUGUUACCUGCUGUAUUUUCGGGGGGGGGUUCUGGAGGGGUUUGGACACGACGUUUUCAUCUGUGGUGCGACCUACAGGACAGCGCAUGGAAAACUCACUCACCCCAGCAACACUCGAGCGGAGUUGUCAAUGUCAGGCCUGGUACCUUUGUCAUUCUCCCAGAAUUGUUUCUUUAGGAAGUUUCGAGUCGUCGGGAUUGGGACCUUCCAAUCCUAUUUCUCAUUCAUAAAGCACAAUCAAUUUAUUACUAUCCUUUCUUUUGGGGAAAAAACAAACCCUCGUAAACCCACUUUGCUUUAGCAUGAUUUUCCUUAAUAAAAACUAUACAAAGAA
Messenger RNA from Columba livia (rock pigeon), 2609 nucleotides. RefSeq names its product ubiquitin conjugating enzyme E2 H (gene UBE2H). Lineage: Eukaryota; Metazoa; Chordata; Aves; Columbiformes; Columbidae. Gene Ontology annotation, biological process: ubiquitin-dependent protein catabolic process; protein polyubiquitination. Bases 218 to 769 code for a protein of 183 amino acids. The record is from RefSeq and is a predicted model, not a curated record. Gene Ontology annotation, cellular component: nucleus. The transcript is spliced from 7 exons. Gene Ontology annotation, molecular function: ubiquitin conjugating enzyme activity.